Molecule: messenger RNA, 1914 nt
Organism: Salvelinus sp. IW2-2015
Lineage: Eukaryota; Metazoa; Chordata; Actinopteri; Salmoniformes; Salmonidae
Gene: ppp2r5b
Product: protein phosphatase 2, regulatory subunit B', beta
Biological process (GO): signal transduction; protein dephosphorylation
Cellular component (GO): protein phosphatase type 2A complex; cytosol; nucleus
Molecular function (GO): protein phosphatase activator activity
Source: RefSeq, a predicted model, not a curated record
CUCUAUCCCCCCUCCUCUAAUCCUCCCCAUCCCCCUGUUCCAUUCCCAGAUUAUCCAUUUUUAUUAAUUUGUUUACGUAUUAGCUCUAUAAAGGAUUAAAAAUUGUUCACCCUAUCUCAAUCCUAUACGCCUCUCCUUCACUAGCAUCUCAUCGGCGCAUCCAGACACACAGACACACAAACUUGACAUACACACCGGACCGCUCGCCAAUACAACACAGCAGCGAUGGAGACCACCAAACUGCCCCCGACCAGCCCGUCCUCCCCGACCACCGGGUUCUCGGUACCUUCAGCGGAGAAGGUGGAUGGGUUUCCCCGGCGCUCGAUGCGUAGAGCCCGGCAGAGGCGCUCCCACUCCUCGUCCCAGUUCCGCUACCAGAGCUCCCAGGUCGAGCUAACGCCACUGCCGCUGCUCAAAGAUGCCCCUGUGGCAGAGCUCCAUGACCUGUUCUGUAAGAAGCUGCAGCAGUGCUGCGUCCUCUUUGACUUCCUGGACUGUGUGGCUGACCUGAAGGGGAAAGAGAUCAAACGAGCUGCGCUUAACGAACUGGUGGAGUCUGUUGCUACAAGCAGAGGAGUUCUGAUAGAGCCACUCUACCCAGAGGCUAUUAAGAUGAUCUCAGUGAAUAUCUUCAGGACAUUACCUCCCAGUGAGAACCCAGAGUUUGACCCGGAGGAGGAUGAACCCACUCUAGAGGCCUCCUGGCCACACCUGCAGCUGGUGUAUGAAUUCUUUCUGCGUUUCCUGGAGAGCCCAGACUUCCAGCCCUCCAUGGCCAAACGCUACGUUGACCAGAAGUUUGUUCUUCAGCUGUUGGAAUUGUUUGACAGUGAGGAUCCGAGGGAGAGAGAGUACCUAAAGACCAUCCUGCAUCGUGUCUACGGCAAACUGCUCGGCCUGCGGGCAUACAUACGCAAACAGAUCAACAAUAUCUUUCUCAGGUUUAUCUAUGAGACCGAGCACUUCAACGGUGUGGCAGAGCUACUGGAGAUCCUGGGCAGCAUUAUAAACGGGUUUGCUCUGCCCUUGAAGUCGGAACACAAACAGUUCCUGGUUCGAGUCCUGAUCCCUCUACACACAGCCAAGUCUCUGUCCAUCUUCCAUGCACAGCUGGCGUACUGUGUGGUCCAGUUUAUGGAGAAAGAUUCUACUGUCACAGAAUACAUCAUACGAGGGCUCCUCAAAUACUGGCCCAAAACCUGCACCCAGAAAGAGGUGAUGUUCCUAGGGGAGAUCGAGGAGAUACUGGAUGUGAUCGAGCCAUCUCAGUUUAUCCGUGUUCAGGAGUCUCUCUUCAAACAGAUCGCUGCCUGCAUCUCCAGCCCACACUUCCAGGUAGCAGAGAGGGCCUUGUACUUCUGGAACAACGAGUACAUCUUGUCUCUGAUAGAGGAGAACUGUCAGGUGAUUCUACCGCUGGUCUUCGCCACACUCUACAGAGUGUCCAAGGAGCACUGGAACCAGACUAUAGUCUCUCUGAUCUACAACGUUCUGAAGACCUUUAUGGAGAUGAACAGCAAGCUGUUUGAUGACCUCACUGCCUCUUACAAAGUGGAAAAACAGAAGGAGUUGAAGAGGGAGUGUGAGCGUGCAGAGCUGUGGCGGGGGCUGGAGGAGCAGCAGGAGAGGAGACUGCAGAUCCUGGGGGAGGCCAGUCGCAAUCAGAAGAACCUCCAGGAGAGAGGGGAGCCUCCUCAGCCCUCCUCCACACAGACGGCAUUCCCUGAGCAGCCAAACCCCGAGCUCAGCGGAGCCUCUUCUAACACCUAGAACCAGACAGCGGAGGAUCAGUACCAGGAUACAUAGAGUACUUAGCGGACAUACAGAGACAGUAUGCACAUAGCCAAACACACACAUGUACACACGAAGGAGCAGACGCACACGCUCAAACACACACACACACACACCCACACA